Molecule: messenger RNA, 2086 nt
Organism: Aaosphaeria arxii CBS 175.79
Lineage: Eukaryota; Fungi; Ascomycota; Dothideomycetes; Pleosporales
Product: GDP-mannose transporter
Exons: 4
Coding region: 468-1628 (386 amino acids)
Cellular component (GO): Golgi apparatus
Molecular function (GO): antiporter activity; GDP-mannose transmembrane transporter activity
Source: RefSeq, a predicted model, not a curated record
CACCUAUUAACUAAGUACCUACUUGCCUACUGCGUGUAAUAAACCAUCUCACCCACCAUUAUCUGUUAUUUGCCAUCCGCACCUCAUCGCAUCUGCAAGCCAGGAGCAGUUAAUCCGCACUAAACCCUUUUCCCAGCUCCGCCCGCCUCCUUGCACAUUCUCUCUCUCUCUUCUUCAAGCAACAUAAUCCUUUUUUCCCCCCUUCUACUAAUAUCUGUUCGUCCUACCUUCGCCGCUCCUACCUCCUGCCACUUAUCACCACUUUUGCUCCUUACUUCUUCUUUUCCUUCUUCUUCUUUCCUAUCUAUCAUCAACCCAUCCGGUCUCUUCCCUUCCAUUACCUGCCUUCAGAUCUUGUAUCUCUGGCUUGGUGUCCGCUCGCUCACUUGCGCCGCGCCGUUAUUACUUCCACUUCCUACUGUACACCAACCCCUACUCCGACGACUUAAUCGACCCCCACCGCAAUCAUGUCCGACGACAAGAAGAGAGACGAUGAUUACAGAAUCGAGAUCCCCGAGAAGACCGGCGAUUCCUUCAGUCGCCCCUUGUCUCCGCUCCGCGUCCCUCCAGCCCGCCAGGGCCUCGCUAUCAGCGAGAAUGCCUCGAUCGCCAUCGUCUCCUACUGCGGUUCCUCCAUUUUGAUGACCGUCACGAAUAAAUACGUUCUCUCGGGCACAGACUUCAACCUCAAUUUCUUCCUCCUCUGCGUUCAAGCCGUCGUGUGCGUUGUUGCCAUCUCCACCUGCAAGAGCGCCGGUGUCAUUACCUACCGUGAUUUCAAGACCGAAGAAGCAAAGAAAUGGUUCCCCAUCUCCGUCCUCCUCAUCGGCAUGAUCUACACCAGCACAAAGGCCCUGCAAUACCUCUCGAUCCCUGUGUACACAAUCUUCAAGAAUCUGACCAUCAUCAUUAUCGCAUAUGGCGAGGUGCUCUGGUUCGGAGGCUCUGUCACUCCCAUGGCUCUUUUCUCUUUCGGAUUGAUGGUCUUCAGCUCCGUCAUUGCUGCUUGGGCCGAUAUUCAGCAUGCAUUGGCUAGCUUUGGCGGUGAAGCUUCGACCCAAGCCAACGAUGCCAUCUCGACUCUCAAUGCUGGAUACCUCUGGAUGAUGUUCAACUGCUUCUGCACUGCUACCUAUGUUUUGGGCAUGAGGAAGCGCAUCAAGUUGACCAACUUCAAGGAUUUCGACACCAUGUACUACAACAACUUGCUUACCAUCCCGAUCUUGCUCGUUGCAUCUUUGUUCGUCGAGGAUUGGUCGUCUGCCAACGUCGCCAAGAACUUCCCUGUUGAGUACCGCAACCGCCUCAUCAUCGCCAUGAUCUUCUCCGGACUUUCCUCCGUCUUCAUCUCCUACACAUCCGCCUGGUGUGUCCGUGUCACCUCCUCUACCACCUACUCCAUGGUUGGAGCUUUGAACAAGCUUCCCAUCGCUCUCAGUGGAUUGAUUUUCUUCGAUGCUGCUGUCACCUUCGCCAGUGUUUCUGCCAUUUUCGUCGGUUUCGUUAGCGGUAUUGUCUACGCUCUCGCCAAGGUGCGACAGAACAGCAAGCCAAAGACAGCUCUCCCCACCCACCAAGCCCCAGUGAGCGCCAGCAGCCAGAGCAUGCGUGACGGACUCAAGUCAUAGGCCCGGUAAUCUCCGAGGUUCGAUAUUUAAUUCUGCAUCAAGGCGCUGGUUGCUGCUUUAUCAUCCCAUAACAGGAGACCGGUUUGGAGCGCUUCUCUCUUUUCACCAAUUCGGUUGUAUGCCUUCGACUCGGGAAGCGAAUUGAAUUCCGCUAGAAAAAUGACAUAUCCACCACUUUUGCACGAGUCCUUUUCCAGGGGGAGUGUUGCUUUCAUGUACUUUUUGUACGUUUACAUUUUUGGUCUCUGAGUCAGAAACAGUUGGAAGAAUUAUCUAGAUAUGGCCGGCGUAUGGACGGAUACACUUGGUGAGCCCUUUUUUGCUCCCUCGCAAACUUAUAUGGAUUGGAGAUGAAUUAGGAGUUUUUUUUUGUUUUUUUUUCCUUUUUUUUUAUCCUAUGGCAUGAUAUCAAAUGCAUUACCAACCAAACUUCAAAUACGAUGUUUCCUUUCCCCUCG